AUGACAUUAAAUUUUUUUGAAGUGUACAAAGUAAAAUUGGCAACGUCGCGUUCAAUCGUUGAAGACAGAGGGGGGUUUAUAAAAUCAUGCAAAUAUCGCUGUAAAGAAUUCCUGCGAAGCCGGUGGACGAAUCAUCCAUUUUAAACCACCAAAAUUCUAUUCGAAAAUGGAUAUUUGGAUUACCCGCUUUUAAUGAUAUCUCACGUGUGACUUUGUAAACUGUUUAUAACAUAACCUAAAAGUUCAAAAAUGACCGAAAAGUUUCCAACCGAUUGGGAUAUCGACCAAUAUUACGACGAAAUGGAACCAGAAGAACAUUGGGAAUUGCGCAAAGCGUUCAUGGAAGUCCAUAAGGAUAAAUUUCCUGAAGAUUAUUUGGUGGCUUUAGCGACGACGUUUACUAAUAUUGAAUUAUUAGGAUGCAUAUAUCCCGCCCCUUUAAUGUUGAGGAUAGAAGAAUUAUCAAAAGAUGUUGGUUCUUAUUUAAAAAAAUAUCGGGAGCUGAAAAAGACAAAACUCCAACGUACUUUUCAAUCAGCAUCAAGUGCUGCUGAAAAAAAAGUUGCUGGAAAAAGACACUCAGAUCCUGAACGUUAUCACAAAACUAAUAAAAUGCAUUAAUUAUU
Onthophagus taurus is the source of this 626-nucleotide messenger RNA. RefSeq names its product partner of xrn-2 protein 1. Lineage: Eukaryota; Metazoa; Arthropoda; Insecta; Coleoptera; Scarabaeidae. The record is from RefSeq and is a predicted model, not a curated record.